Molecule: messenger RNA, 778 nt
Organism: Neurospora tetraspora
Lineage: Eukaryota; Fungi; Ascomycota; Sordariomycetes; Sordariales; Sordariaceae
Exons: 1
Coding region: 114-626 (170 amino acids)
Source: RefSeq, a predicted model, not a curated record
UUGCAUUCUCUAUCACAGCCUUCUCUGAGCCCGACCCCUACAGCAUUCGCCAUCAGACCAUAGUGGUAUUCUGCCAUUAAGCACACCCAGCUCACGGACCAGAACCCAAAGCAAUGACUAAGCUAGAGGCUACCCACCAGCCCAAUUUCUCUGAGCUGGAACAAUGGCACUACGAAGAAAAGAGAGGUGCCGACACGGAGAUAUCCUUCGAAAACUGGGACGAAGCCAUGAAGAAACUUGUCUUGGGCAAAACGGACGAGAUUACAGCUGCUUCCUGGCCCUCCUCUUGGAUCUUUCCUCACAAAAACAUUGAUUCCGAGACAGCAUUCCUGUUCCUUGACGGCAAACAUCCCCGACUCGCAUAUCGCCUUGGGUAUACCUAUCAGGUGGUGCAUCGCCAUAUCAAGCGCCUACACAAACAGGACGUUCCUUACACUCAGGACGCGUUCUUAAGUCAGCGCACUCCUGAUGGGCAGACGAUCUGGGUCCAGAUUAUGGAGUUUAUGAAUAAAUUUAGAGACUUAGUCCAAUGGGGUGGUAGUUUGCAUCCUACCGCUCGGGACAAAAUAGGAGUGUUUAGAACCUAUAUUCGCUUAAAACUGCGUCCGGCUAACGAGUAUAUUUAGGAAGAUCUUCCUCCGGAUAACGAGUACUUUAUUACAAACGAUAAAGAAGAACCGUUUAUAAAAAGUCUAAGUACUACUAUAGCCGACCUUUAGAAAAUAUAGGACUUUUAGUAAAAUAGGGAGAUAGAGGAAUUAGAAAAGUUUUAUAUUAA